UCUAAAUGGAGCAGACAAGUGAAAGAAAAAUUUAAAACAACUCCAUUUUAGAUACCAUUACAAUUCUGAGCGAGAACCCCUCCCGAGAAGAAGAGAAAAAAACUUCGUCAAACCAACCAAUCUGAAGGAGACGAGUUACCCUCCACCCCUAGGCAAUCGAGAAGGGCGGGAGAAGUCCCUCACCCCACCCCCAUCCCACCAAGACUUCCUGCUUCCCCGGCUGCACAGUAUACACUAGCCGAUCCCCCUAAGUUUUCCUUCCCGCGCACCGUAGGAAUUAGCCAAUCCCCUUAAGCUUCCCUUCCCGCCGUCCCUGCUAGACAGGAUAAAAGAGACUCGCCACUUUCUCUCGGGGCUCCUUCACCAUUGUGUGAAGAGGGUCCCUGCUCCAGCUUGUAAUACAGUUCCUCACUGCUUUUGCAUCCAUGCGCGGCUCCUGUCGUGUUUGGAGGAAUUCCGCAAUCCGGGUACAAUAUAUGGGGUCUCGUCCGGGAUCCCCCGAGCCCUUCAGGACCCGCGCUUCGGAGGACGAACGGCCGCUUAUCUCAGUAAUCUAUCUUUGGAUGACGAUCAGAUGCCUGAUGACCUGCAAGCAGGACUGAAAAAAGACAAUUUAAGAGACUGUCUCCAACCUGGAUAAGAGGACUUUUUAUCAGCAGUUGCAGGUUAAACAGCUGCAUGGAUGCCUUUGAAGGUAUUUUCUCAAGAUGCAGAUGUGAGUUUGCGACGUAAUAUCCCCAGAGAAGACGCAGAGCAGGAGGAAGAAGAGGAGGAAAUGGCAGCUUCUCAGGGGCUGCUGACAUUCCAGGAUGUGACCGUAGAUUUCACUCAAGAGGAGUGGGAAUGCCUGGACCUCGCUCAGAGGGAAUUGUACAGGGACGUGAUGUUAGAGAACUACGGGAAUCUGGCCUGCUUGGGUCUUGUGGUCUCUAAGCCGGAGCUGGUCACGUUUCUGGAGCAAAUGAAGGAUGCCUGGGAUGUAAGGAGAAUGGAGACAGCCAUACACCCAGGUAUGAAACCUUAUAAAUGUACAGCAUGUGGCAAGGCUUUUAAGCAGAGUUCAACUUUAAUUCAACAUCAGCGAAUCCACACUGGGGAGAGACCUUAUAAAUGUACACACUGUGGCAAAGCCUUUAUCAAUUAUUCAUUUCUUACUCGACAUGAACGAAUCCAUACUGGGGAGAGACCUUAUAAGUGUACAGCAUGUGGCAAGGCUUUUAAUCAGAUUUCAACUUUAACUCGACAUCAGAGAAUCCAUACUGGGGAGAGACCUUAUAAAUGUUCAGCAUGUGGCAAGGCUUUUAAGCAGCGUUCAGGUUUAACUGAACAUCAGCGAAUCCAUACCGGGGAGAGACCUUAUAAAUGUACAGCAUGUGGCAAAGUCUUUAUCCGUUAUUAUUUUCUUACUCGACAUCAGCGAAUCCAUACUGGGGAGAGACCUUAUGAAUGUACAGCAUGUGGCAAGGCUUUUAAGCAGAGUUCAACUUUAACUCAACAUCAGCGAAUCUAUACCGGGGAAAGACCUUAUAAAUGUACAGAAUGUGGCAAAGCCUUUAUCCGUUAUUAUUUUCUUACUCAACAUCAGCGAAUCCAUACUGGGGAGAGACCUUAUAAGUGUACAGCGUGUGGCAUGGCUUUUAAGGAGAUUUCAGCUUUAACUCAACAUCAGCGAAUCCAUACUGGGGAGAGACCUUAUAAAUGUACAGCAUGUGGCAAGGCUUUUAAGCAGAGUUCAACUUUAACUGAACAUCAGCGAAUCCAUACUGGGGAGAGACCUUAUAAAUGUACAGCAUGUGACAAGGCUUUUAAGCAAAGUUCAGGUUUAACUGAACAUCAGCGAAUCCAUUCUGGGGAGAGACCUUUUAAAUGUACAGAAUGUGACAAAGCCUUUAUCAAUUUUUCAGUUCUUACUCAACAUCAGCGAAUCCAUACUGGGGAGAGACCUUAUAAAUGUACAGCGUGUGGCAAGGCUUUUAAGCAGCAUUCAGCUUUAAAUAAACAUCAGCGAAUCCAUACUGGGGAGAAACCUUAUAAAUGUACAGACUGUGGCAAAGCCUUUUCCCAGAGUUCAAGUCUUUCUCGACAUCAGAGAGUUCAUGCUGCAGAGAAAUGUUAGAAAUGUAAGGAAUGUGGCAAAGGAU
Messenger RNA from Cervus elaphus (red deer), 2141 nucleotides. Its product is annotated as zinc finger protein 501-like. Gene Ontology annotation, biological process: regulation of DNA-templated transcription. The record is from RefSeq and is a predicted model, not a curated record. Lineage: Eukaryota; Metazoa; Chordata; Mammalia; Artiodactyla; Cervidae. The coding region runs from base 683 to 2116 and encodes 477 amino acids. The transcript has 7 exons.